AUGCCUAAUCCUGAUGGCUGUAACUUCCGCUGUCUUCCUCGCUACCUGCUGGUGGACACUGCUGAUGCUUCACAUGUAUGGACCACACGUCACGCUCAAGUAUUAAGCUUGCGUCUUGGACAUGCCUGUUUCUGUCAGCACUACUCGAUGAAUUGGACGGCAGCGGGGGAGACGGUGACCGGUGAUGGCAGCCGUCUCAGGGGAUCAAAGAGGCUCAAGACAACGACGCCAGCGACAUCACAAGGUCCACAGCACGGCCAACGGUGCAAUCCGAAACCAACAAGAAAUCAGUCUAUGAUGAAGGCACCAUGUAAGAGGAGCCAGAAGCUGGGGGACAAAAUCACGGCGCUUCAGCAGCUCGUCUCCCCAUAUGGCAAGGACACGGGCGAGGAAGAUGGCGGCGUGAUGGAUCUGCGCAGGCGAGGCCUGUGCGUGGCGCCGCUGUCCCCGACCGUCGUGCAGCUCGUGUCUGCCGAGGCCGCGUGCCGCCACCGCGACGCGGCCUUCACGGAGGAUCACUGGCGCUGCCUCGGCACUCUGUAG
Miscanthus lutarioriparius is the source of this 543-nucleotide messenger RNA. The record is from the annotation of a GenBank genome assembly. NCBI's taxonomy places the organism in Eukaryota, Viridiplantae, Streptophyta, Magnoliopsida, Poales, Poaceae.